UGUGUUCCACCAGCAUUGUGUGUGUGUUGUGUGAUUCCCCGAGUCUGCAGCGCGCGUAGUGGACAAUCCCGGUACUGCAGGGGAUCAGCAGCUCCCGGAACGCGGAAGCAUUCUGAAUCAGGAAGUGCUGGAGUUAACAUGGCUUCGAAAGGAGAGACCGAGAGUUUGAGCGAGGAGGUGAUUUGUCCCGUCUGCCUGGAUUUCUUCACCGAUCCGGUUACACUGGAGUGUGGACACAACUUCUGUCGGUCUUGUAUCACACGGUGUUGGGAAAGGGAGGAGAGAAACUCCUGCCCGGAAUGUAGAGAGGAGUUUGCUGACCGUACCCUCAGGGUGAAUCGGGCCUUAGCAAAUCUGGCUGAAAAAUUUCGAAAUCUAAACCUGAAUCCGAAAGGGAAGGAAAGUAAACGUCACUGCGAGGAACAUGAGGAAGAAUUGAAGCUGUUUUGUGAAACGGACAGGACACUGAUCUGUCUGGUCUGUAGAGACGCGCAGGAGCACAGAGAGCACCGCUUCAUGCCGAUUAAAGAAGCUGUUAAAAUCUACAAGGAUCAGCUAAAAUCUUCCUUAGACUCUCUCACAAAAAAGAAAUCAGACUUCCAGGGAAAGGAGCAGCAACAGAAAGAGAAGAUUUCCGGAGUUCGGGAACAGUCACACAGCCUUCAGUCCCACAUCACAUCCCAGUUUGCUGAACUGCGCCAGAUUAUCACUGAGAAAGAGCAGAGCUUACUCAGGGAUCUCAGGGAAGAGGAGAAGAGGAUUCUCAACCCAAUGGAGAAAAAUCUUCUGGCUCUUCAAGAGAAUAUAAGGAUUAUUCAGGAGGAAAUCACAAAGUUAAAGGAACAGAUGGAUCAAAAAGACAGUGUGAUAUUUCUCAAGGAGGAAGCUCGUCGGAACAGGAGGAUUAAUGACGAUGUCCAGGAAUUAGCAGUGACAGAUGAGACCCUACCAGUUGAAAACUUCGAUCACCCCUAUUUGUUGAACACAGUGCUGAGAGAAACGCUUGAUGCUAUUAAUCGAGAUGCUGCCCGACCCGCUGAGUUCCUCCAGCAGCUCGUUUUUUUAAUCUUUCUCCAGGUCUAAGAGAGUCAGAGUGGAGUGCAAAACGGUGAAUAAGUAAACAGUGAAAACAUGCCAUUAAACUGGGGAUGCGGAGAGAAUAUUGUGCUGUGAGGAGAGAGAUUCAGUGGUGAUGACCGACCUGUGGUUGCAGGAAAAAGCACAGGACUGGACAUUCUACGUCACAGGGUGGAAAAUGUUAUUUUUUUCGGUAAGGUACUGAUUUCAACAGCCCUUCGUGAGAAAAACUUCGUGACUUGACCCAUGUCUGUCCUGUCUCCAGUAAAAGGCCUGGUCUCCUUCACGCUGGAUACUGAUCAGAUGUUGAUACUUUUAUUGUAUCAAAAUAAGCUUUAUAAGCUUUAUUCAGAAUGAUAAAACAAUAGUCAAUAGACAAUAGGUACAGAAGUAGCCCAUUCGGCCCUCCGAUCCUGCUCCGCCAUUUUGAGAUCAUGGCAGAUCAACUCCUAUCAAUACCCGGUUCCUGCCUUGUCCCCAUAUCCCUUGAUUUCCCUAUCCUUGAUACCUAUCUAGCUCCUUCUUGAAAGCAUCCAGAGAAUUGGCCUCCAAUACCUUCCGAGGCAGUGCAUUCCAGACCCCCACAACUCUCUGGGAGAAGAAGUUUUUCCUUAACUCUGUCCUAAAUGACCUACCCCUUAUUCUCAAACCAUCCCCUCUGGUACUGGACUCUCCCAGCAUCUGGAACAUAGUUCCUGCCUCUAUCUUGCCCAAUCCCUUAAUAAUCUUAUAUGUUUCAAUCAGAUGCCCUCUCAAUCUCCUUAAUUUCAGCGUGUACAAGCCCAGUCUCUCUAACCUCACUGCGUAAGACAGUCCAGACAUCCCAGCAAUUAACCUCGUGAAUCUACGCUGCACUUCCUCUUCAGCCAGGAUGUCCUUCCUUAACCCUGGAGACCAAAACUGUACGCAAUACUCCAGGUGUGGCCUCACCAGGGCUCUGUACAAAUGGAAGAGGAUUUCCUUGCUCUUGUACUCAAUUCCCUUUGUAAUAAAGCCCAACAUUCCAUUAGCCUUCUUCACUGCCUGCUGCACUUGCUCAUUCACCUUCAAUGACUGAUGAACAAGGACUCGAGAUCUCUUUGUAUUUCUCCCUUACCCAACUCUACACCGUUCAGAUAAUAAUCUGCCUUCCUGUUCUUACUCCCAAAGUGGAUAACCUCACACUUAUUCACAUUAAACGCCAUCUGACAAGUAUCUGCCCACUCACCCAGCCUAUCCAAGUCACCCUGAAUUCUCCUAACAUCCUCAUCACAUGUCACACUGCCACCCAGCUUAGUAUCAUCAGCAAACUUGCUGAUGUUAUUUUCUAUGCCUUCAUCCAAAUUGUUAACGUAAAUGGUAAACAUCUGUGGUCCCAAUACCGAGCCCUGUGGCACCCCACUAGUCACCACCUGCCAUUCCGAGAAACACCCAUUCACCGCUACCUUUUGCUUUCCAUCUGCCAAACAGUUUUCAAUCCAUGUCAAUGCCUUCCCCCGAUGCCCUGAGCUUUGAUUUUACCCAACAAUCUCGUAUGUGGGACCUUAUCAAAUGCCUUCUGAAAAUCGAGGUACACUACAUCCACUGGAUCUCCCCCAUCUAACCUCCUGGUUACAUCCUCCAAAAACUCCAACAGUUUAGUCAAGCAUGAUUUACCCUUGGUAAAUCCAUGCUGGCUCGGCCCAAUCAUAUCACUCUAUCUAGAUAUGCCACUAUUUCAUCCUUAAUAAUGUACUCUAGCAUCUUUCCCAACACCGAUGUCAGGCUGACAGGUCGAUAGUUCUCUGUUUGCUCCCUCCCUCCUUUCUUAAAAAGUGGGAUAACAUUAGCCAUUCUCCAAUCCUCAGGAACUGAUCCUGAAUCUAAGGAACAUUGGAAAAUGAUUACCAAUGCAUCCGCAAUUUCCAGGGCCACCUCCCUUAGUACCCUAGGAUGCAGACCAUCUGGACCUGGGGAUUUGUCAGCCUUCAGUCCCAUCAUUCUUCUCAUCACCGUUUCCUUCCGAAUGUCAAUCUGUUUCAUUUCCUCUGUUACCCUAUGUCCUUGGCCCAUCCAUACAUCUGGGAGAUUGCUUGUGUCUUCCUUAGUGAAGUACUCAUUAAAUUCUUCUGCCAGUUCUCUGUUUCCCACGACAAUUUCACCCAAUUCAUUCUUCAAGGGCCCAACAUUGUUCUUAACUAUCUUCUUUCUCUUCACAUCGCUAAAAAAGCUUUUGCUAUCUUCCUGUAUAUUCCUAGCUAGCUUGCGUUCAUACCUCGUAUUUUCUCCCCGUAUUGUCUUUUCAGUUAAGUUCUGUUGCUCCUUAAAAACUUCCCAAUCAUCUGUCCUCCCACUCACCUUAGCUCUGUCAUAUUUCCUUUUAUUUAAUGCUAUGCAGUCUCUGACUUCCUUUGUCAACCACUGAGGCCCCUUUCCCCCCUUUGAAUCAUUCCAUCUCUGGGGGAUGAACUGAUUUUGCACCUUGUGCAUUAUUCCCAAGAAUACUGGGAAUUGCUGUUCCACUGUCUUUUCUGCUAGGCUAUCCAUCCAGUCAACUUUGGCCAGCUCAUCCCUCAUGGCUCCAUAGUCUCCCCUGUUCAACUGCAACACUGACACCUCGGAUCUGCCCUUAUCCUUCUCAAAUUGCAGAUAAAAGCUUAUCAUAUUGUGAUCACUACCUCCUAAUGGCUCCUUCACUGCGAGAUCGCUUAUCAAAUCCUGUUCAUUACAUAACACUAAAUCCAGAAUAGUCUUGUCCCUGGUCGGCUCUCGUACAAGUUGUUCCAAGCAUGCAUCCCGUAGGCACUCUACAAACUCCCUAUCCUGUGGUCCAGCACCAACCUGAUUCUCCCAGUUCACCUGCAUGUUGAAAUCCCCCAUAACUGCUGCGACAGUACCUUUGCCACAUGCCAAUGUUAACUGCCUAUUCAACUUGCACCCCAUAUCCAUGCUACUGUUUGGUGGCCCGUAGACAACACCCAUUUGGGUCCUUUUGCCCUUACUGUUCCUCAGUUCUAUCCACAAAGGCUCUACUUCUCCUGACCCUAUGUCCCCCCUUGCAAAGGACUGAAUCUCAUUCCUCACCAACAGGUCCACCCCACCCCCUCUGCCCACAUUUCUGUCCUUACGAUAGCACGUAUACCCUUGCACAUUCAUUUCCCAGGUUUGAUCUCCCUGCAGCCAUGUCUCCAUUAUCCCUACAUGGACCACAACAUCUGGAUUCUCGCCCUCCCUCUCGAAAAUAACCUGCACCCGAUCUGAGCUGUCUCGGACCCCGGCACCAGGGAAGCAACAUACCAGCCGAGACUCCCGAUCUUCCCCACAAGAUCUCCUAUUCGCCCUCCUGACUAUAGAAUCCUUUAUCAAUACCGCUCUCUUCUCUUCCCUCCUCCACUUCCUAGUCACGGGUCCAACCUCAGUGCCAGAGAUAGGACCAGUUCAGCUUGUUCCUGGUAGGUCAUUCCCACCAACAGUAUCCAAAACGGUAUACUUAUUGUUGAUGGGAACGGCCACAGGGUUUCUCUUCUCUCUCUGUCUGCUCCCCCUGCCUCUCUUGACUGUCACCCAUUUGCCUACUUCCUGUUUUUUCGGUGUGACUGCCUCCCGAUAACUCUUAUCUAUCUCUGCCUCCACCUCCCGAAUGAUCCGUAGUUCAUCCAGCUCCUGCUCCAAUUCCCUAACUCGGUCUGAUAGGAGCUGCAGCUGGAUGCACCUAUUGCAGGUGUGGUCAUCAGGGACAACUGUGUUGACCCUGACCUCCCACAUACUGCAUACAGAGCACACCACUGCUCUAACUGUCUCCCCCAUUACCUGAUCCCAGAUUAGUCAGAAUAAAUGAAAAGCACGUACUCAUACUCACCGAUUUCCUCUCUCCGAAGUCCUCUUGCGCCGAAGCCCGCUGAGCCAAAGCCCAGCACUCUGCUCCUGCGCACUCGGCUGCCCGCUCCUGAAAGUGGGCCGCUUUUUAAAGCCCGCGCCCGUCACCCGCGCUUGCGCAGCUUUACCUUCUUCCUCACGUAUUCUCCGGGUAGGCCCGAGGGUCUCGGCCGACGUACAACGUGCCAAUACCUUUACGCAAUGAAUUUACAUUCGUUCUUUAUGGGGUAUUCUGUUGUCUGUUGACGCUCAUGCGCCCCCUGGGGUGGUGGCCAACACGGCCUCUCCCAGUCGAGCAGUAGAGGGACCCGAUAGUUCCAAUGGUGUCCCUGUAGUCUGGAAUGUGCCAGUCGGCAGCAUUUCUGUACGACAGGGAUUCCCAAACAUUAUUAUGCCAAAGACCAAUACCAGUAACCGUGGACCCCAGGUUGGGAAGUGCUGAUCUCCGGACAUCUCGGUGUGAUGGCAGGCCAACAAGUUUCGGGCAUCUUUCCCUGAGUUUCCCCGAUCUUCCAGCAGCAUUCGCUGUCCGUUUUCCAGCGCGCCCUGGGAACAGCCCGAGGAUCAGUGAGCCUUCUGUCACGCAGCUGCUGUGGCACAGGCCCUUGCAUCUUUCUCCACAGAUCUUCGCCAGCCCACAGUCCGCAAAGAGGCGAGUGACCGUCUCGUCUCCACUGCAGUAAUCUCGGGGCAGCGCGCUGCGGGAGUGAUCUCCGGGCAUGCAGCAAGGAUCAGACUGGGAGGGGCCCUCUCGUCUCCACUGCAGUAAUCUCGGGGCAGCGCGCUGUGGGACUGAUCUCCGGGCAUGCAGCAAGGAUCAGACUGGGAGGGGCCCUUUCGUCUCCACUGCAGUAAUCUCGGGGCAGCGCGCUGUGGGAGUGAACUCCGGGCAUGCAGCAAGGAUCAGACUGGGAGGGGCCCCCUCGCCACCAGACAGGCGAGGUCUUGGUGCCUGUUGGUGAGAUCUGGUGAUGAGGCAUUCUGCCAGAUGGUUUGCACUGUCUGCUCAGGGAACCACUCCACUUCUCCUGCAGUAACUGCAGGACAUAAUGUGCUGACCACUGUCUGGUGUUCUUGUGGUGAAAGCUGCUGGUCUGAAAGAACUGUCACCAAUUUCAUUAACACAGGGUUCACAUGGAGAAGCUUCCUGACUGAGACAGACACGGUCUAACAGGGUAUUUACAGGAUAGGGGCAGGAAUGAUGAUUCUCCUGGCUGGGCAGUGGAACAAGGGGUCACAGUCUCAAAAUCCGUGAUCACCUCAGCACUGAGCUGAGGAGAACUUUCCCCAACACAGUGCGAUGAAUAUUUGGAGUUUUCUCCACAAGUUUUCUAAAUUAAACGGACACACUUAGGGGCUCGGCGAUGUUGGGAACGUUGCAGGAAAGUGGCGCUGAGGUCAAAUAUCAGCCAUGUUCUGAGUGAGGGGCAGAACAGUGCAACGGGCCGAAUGGCAACGCCUUCUCUUGUUUCUUAUUUUCUAUAUCAUGAGUUUCCCUUUACGCCUUGUUCUCCCUUGGCCUUCCGCCCGUCGGAUCGCACAGGGGAGCGGUGAGAGCUCCGGAGAUCCAUCGGCAGCCGCUGCGGUUAUUUCAUGCUCUUGUUAUUUAUCCUGUUUCUGUAUUUGCAUUCGCACAGUUUGUAACCUUCAGCUCUCUGGCUGAUCUUUCACUGCCUGCUUCUGUUAUGUUUACUAUUCUAUACUUUUUCUAAGUAUGUCCGCAGGAAGAUGCUUCUCGGGGUUGUAUGUGGUGACUUAUCUGCACUCUGAUAAUAAAAUUUAUUUUUGAAAUUUGA
Messenger RNA from Hypanus sabinus (Atlantic stingray), 6707 nucleotides. RefSeq names its product nuclear factor 7, brain-like. The coding region runs from base 139 to 1083 and encodes 314 amino acids. The record is from RefSeq and is a predicted model, not a curated record. Gene Ontology annotation, molecular function: zinc ion binding. The transcript is spliced from 6 exons. Lineage: Eukaryota; Metazoa; Chordata; Chondrichthyes; Myliobatiformes; Dasyatidae.